This is a messenger RNA of Mustela erminea (ermine), 3141 nucleotides long. It is a transcript of the gene PYGL, whose product is annotated as glycogen phosphorylase L. Gene Ontology annotation, molecular function: glycogen phosphorylase activity; pyridoxal phosphate binding. The record is from RefSeq and is a predicted model, not a curated record. Gene Ontology annotation, biological process: glycogen catabolic process. The transcript is spliced from 20 exons. NCBI's taxonomy places the organism in Eukaryota, Metazoa, Chordata, Mammalia, Carnivora, Mustelidae. The coding region runs from base 403 to 2958 and encodes 851 amino acids. Gene Ontology annotation, cellular component: cytoplasm.
GUGACGGGCCGUAGGUGCCACCUCGGACGGCCCAGGGGACUCAGCCCAGCCCCCGGAGGGACGGUCCCUGGGGGAGGGGUUCCCGGCCCCCCUCUCCGCCCCAGCCCCGCGCGGCGGGCGCGCAGACUCCGGCCGCCCGGGGUCCCACGCGUGCGCCCCGCGCCCCCCGCCGGCCCCACCCCGGCGGCCGCAGAGUCCGGGGCGGGCCAGGCCCUCCUUCCGCCCCCCUGGCCCGAGAGCUGGAGCCCCGGGCGGCGCCGCGCCCAGGGGCGGACCCCAAACUUUCCUCCCACUCAAAAGCGGCGGCGGGCGGCCCGCAGCCCGCUCCGCCCUCGCCCUGCCUCAGCUCCUGGGCCGCUAGACCCGCUCGCCGCGCUGCCCGCCGCCGCCGCCGCCGCCGCCAUGGCCAAGCCCCUGACCGACCAGGAGAAGCGGCGGCAGAUCAGCAUCCGCGGCAUCGUGGGCGUGGAGAACGUGGCGGAGCUGAAGAAGGGCUUCAACCGCCACCUGCACUUCACGCUGGUCAAGGACCGCAACGUGGCCACCCCCCGCGACUACUUCUUCGCGCUGGCGCACACGGUGCGCGACCACCUGGUGGGGCGCUGGAUCCGCACGCAGCAGUACUACUACGAGAAGUGCCCCAAGAGGGUUUAUUACCUCUCUUUGGAAUUUUACAUGGGCCGAACAUUACAGAAUACCAUGAUCAACCUUGGCCUGCAAAAUGCCUGUGAUGAGGCCAUUUACCAGCUUGGGUUGGAUAUGGAGGAGCUGGAAGAAAUCGAGGAGGACGCCGGGCUUGGCAAUGGUGGUCUUGGGAGGCUUGCCGCCUGCUUCCUGGAUUCCAUGGCAACCCUGGGACUUGCAGCCUAUGGAUAUGGCAUCCGAUAUGAAUAUGGAAUCUUCAAUCAGAAGAUCCAAGAUGGAUGGCAGGUGGAAGAGGCAGAUGAUUGGCUCAGACAUGGAAACCCCUGGGAGAAGGCCCGACCCGAGUUCAUGCUGCCCGUGCACUUCUAUGGAAAAGUAGAGCACACCACCACUGGGACCAAAUGGGUCGACACCCAGGUGGUCCUGGCUCUGCCAUAUGACACCCCAGUGCCUGGGUAUAUGAAUAACACCGUCAACACCAUGCGACUCUGGUCCGCUCGGGCGCCCAAUGACUUUAACCUCAGAGACUUUAAUGUUGGAGACUACAUUCAGGCUGUGCUGGACCGAAAUCUGGCCGAGAACAUCUCCCGGGUCCUCUAUCCCAAUGAUAAUUUUUUUGAAGGGAAGGAGCUGAGGUUGAAGCAGGAGUACUUUGUGGUGGCCGCGACCUUGCAGGAUGUCAUCCGACGUUUCAAAGCCUCCAAGUUUGGCUCCACGGACAGCGCCAAAACCGCGUUCGAUGCCUUUCCAGACCAGGUUGCCAUCCAGCUGAAUGACACGCACCCUUCACUCGCCAUCCCUGAGCUGAUGAGGAUUUUUGUGGAUAUUGAAAAACUGCCCUGGUCCAAGGCCUGGGAGAUCACCAAGAAGACCUUUGCAUACACCAACCACACGGUGCUCCCAGAGGCCCUGGAGCGCUGGCCUGUAGAGCUGGUGGAAAAGUUGCUUCCUCGACAUUUGCAGAUCAUUUACGAGAUAAAUCAGAAGCAUUUAGAUAGAAUUGCGGCCUUGUUUCCUAAAGAUGUCGACCGUCUGAGAAGGAUGUCUCUGAUAGAAGAGGAAGGAGGCAAAAGGAUCAACAUGGCCCAUCUCUGCAUUGUGGGCUCCCAUGCUGUGAAUGGCGUAGCUAAAAUUCACUCAGACAUUGUGAAGACCCAAGUAUUCAAGGACUUCAGUGAGUUAGAACCAGACAAAUUUCAGAAUAAAACCAAUGGGAUCACUCCGAGGCGCUGGCUCUUACUCUGCAACCCAGGGCUCGCAGAGUUAAUAGCAGAGAAAAUCGGGGAAGACUACGUGAAAGACUUGAGCCAGCUGACGAAGCUGCGAGGCUUCCUGGGUGAUGACGUCUUCCUCCGAGAAAUCGCCAACGUGAAGCAGGAGAACAAGCUGAAGUUUUCCCAGUUCCUGGAGAAGGAGUACAAAGUGAAGAUCAACCCCUCGUCCAUGUUCGACGUGCACGUGAAGCGGAUCCACGAGUACAAGCGGCAGCUCCUGAACUGCCUGCAUGUGGUCACCAUGUACAACCGCAUUAAGAAAGACCCCAAGAAGUUAUUCGUGCCCAGAACAGUCAUAAUCGGCGGCAAAGCUGCCCCAGGAUAUCACAUGGCCAAAAUGAUCAUAAAGCUCAUCACCUCCGUGGCAGAUGUGGUGAACAAUGACCCUGUGGUUGGAAGCAAGCUGAAAGUCAUCUUCUUGGAGAACUACAGAGUGUCUCUUGCUGAAAAAGUCAUCCCAGCCACAGACCUGUCGGAGCAAAUCUCCACUGCAGGCACUGAAGCCUCAGGGACAGGCAAUAUGAAAUUCAUGCUGAACGGGGCCCUGACCAUCGGGACCAUGGAUGGGGCCAACGUGGAAAUGGCAGAGGAAGCUGGGGAAGAGAACCUGUUCAUCUUUGGCAUGAGAGUAGAUGAUGUGGCCGCUUUGGACAAGAAAGGGUAUGAGGCAAAAGAAUAUUACGAGGCACUUCCAGAGCUGAAGCUGGCCAUUGACCAAAUUGACAAUGGCUUCUUCUCUCCCCAGCAGCCUGACCUCUUCAAAGAUGUAAUCAACAUGCUAUUUUAUUAUGACAGGUUUAAAGUCUUUGCAGACUAUGAAGCCUAUGUCAAGUGUCAAGAAAAAGUCAGCCAGCUGUACAUGAAUCCAAAGGCCUGGAACACAAUGGUACUCAAAAAUAUAGCUGCUGCAGGGAAAUUCUCUAGUGACCGAACAAUUAAGGAAUAUGCCAGGGACAUCUGGAACAUGGAGCCUUCAGAUCUCAAGAUUUCCCUAUCCAAUGAAUCUAGCAAUGGGGUGAACAAAGACAAUGGAAAGUAAGUUGUAAAACGUCUCGAGAAAAAAAAAAAAUAACUUCUUACUGGAUUUAAACCCUUUUACAACAUUCUUUGAUUCUUGUUUUAUUUUGUUAGCUAAUAAUCUGGUUAGGAAUUUCUGGGAAUUGGGAGGGCAAGUGUAUGACUGUAUUCGGGCUAAAAAUAAAGUAUCAAUUUACAAGGGCUA